This is a messenger RNA of Phodopus roborovskii (desert hamster), 2725 nucleotides long. RefSeq names its product peptidylprolyl isomerase like 2 (gene Ppil2). The record is from RefSeq and is a predicted model, not a curated record. NCBI's taxonomy places the organism in Eukaryota, Metazoa, Chordata, Mammalia, Rodentia, Cricetidae. Gene Ontology annotation, biological process: protein peptidyl-prolyl isomerization; protein ubiquitination; protein folding. The transcript has 26 exons. The coding region runs from base 81 to 2399 and encodes 772 amino acids. Gene Ontology annotation, molecular function: ubiquitin-protein transferase activity; peptidyl-prolyl cis-trans isomerase activity.
GGACUUCAUUCCUAAGAGCCCUGCCCUGACUGCCGCUCCGUCCCCAUGCAGCACCGGCCCACCACCAGCAGUCCCUCUCGAUGGAAGUCCUGGACGAGUACGACAACGAAUUCCCCCAGAGUGUGACCUUCUGCCAGCUCAUCUCCGAGGACGACUUCGAGAGGCAAGCAGCGACCUACACAGAGCGUGCACUGCGCCGUCUCUUCCGCACUUUGGAUCGUAACCCAGCGCUGGCGGAGAGGGUUGUGCGCAAGGGCAAGCAGACUGAGAUCGAGCAGCGCGGACUCCUCUCCUGCCUCUGGGCAAAGUUUGUCUGCGCUGUCCAGGGGGAACUGAAUCAGUGCAACAGUAUGGGUGCCCUGGAGAUGCAUCAGCGCCUGGAGCAGCUGAAGAGGCGCAUCCACCGUGUACACCUGUAUUCCCAGGGUGCCAAGAAGAGGAGGAGGAAGCCAAAACCAAAGAAAGCAGAUACUGUCCUCCUUCGAGACCGGUCAACCUCCCCGUGCCUGCCACCAGCCCCAUUACCACCACCGCUGCCACCGCCACCCCCACCACCACCUGUCAACACCAUGGCCUCUGUAGUGGCUGCAUCACCCUCUGUCUACACUAUGCCCAGGGUCUUUGGCCCCUUUCCUCCAAUGUCUGGGAAGCCGAUGGAGAAACUGGAUAUUUCAAGGUCUGAAGUGAAAUUAAGCUGGAAUGGUCUUUCAUCAACUUCAAAGAGCCACAUGGUCGAUCUGACCCCCUUGGUCCUCAACCCCGGAGGCUUCCAUUUCUCGUAUUUGACAGGAAACAGUGCACACAAGCUCCAUUGUCCUGGCUUCCCCUGUGUUGGUGAUGGAACCCAGGACCUCACAAAUGCUCGGUAUAUCACCUGUGCUGAAUACACCCACUUCUACGGUGGCAGGAAGCCAGAUAUCACACAGACAAGUUUUCGCCGCUUACCUUUUGACCACUGUAGUCUUUCUCUGCAGCCCUUUGUCUACCCUGUCUGCACCCCGGAAGGUGUCGUCUUUGACUUGCUGAACAUUGUUCCAUGGCUUAAGAAGUAUGGGACCAAUCCCAGCAAUGGAGAGAAACUUGAUGGGAAAUCCCUGAUCAAGCUCAACUUUGCAAAGAACAGUGAAGGGCAGUACCACUGUCCAGUGCUGUACUCCGUGUUCACUGACAACACCCAUAUUGUGGCCAUCAGGACAACUGGCAAUGUCUACACCUAUGAGGCAGUGGAGCAGCUAAAUAUCAAGGCCAAGAACUUGAGGGACCUAUUGACUGAUGAGCCCUUCUCCAGGCAAGACAUCAUCACCCUGCAGGACCCCACCAAUCUGGACAAAUUCAAUGUUUCCAAUUUCUUCCAUGUGAAGAACAACAUGAAAAUCAUAGAUCCAGAUGAGGAAAAGGCCAAACAGGACCCAUCUUAUUACUUGAAAAAUACCAAUGCUGAGACCCGGGAGACACUACAGGAGCUCUACAAAGAGUUCAAAGGAGAUGAGAUUUUAGCAGCCACCAUGAAGGCACCUGAGAAGAGGAAGGUGGACCAACUGAAUGCUGCCCACUAUUCCACAGGAAAGGUCAGUGCGUCCUUCACCUCUACUGCCAUGGUACCUGAGACCAUGCAUGAAGCAGCCAUCAUUGAUGAAGAUGUACUGCGCUACCAGUUUGUGAAGAAGAAGGGCUAUGUGAGGCUACACACCAAUAAAGGCGACCUUAACCUAGAGUUGCACUGUGACCUGACACCAAAAACCUGUGAAAACUUCAUCAAACUCUGCAAGAAACAGUAUUAUGACGGCACCAUCUUUCACAGGUCCAUCAGGAACUUUGUGAUCCAGGGUGGUGACCCCACAGGUACAGGAACAGGUGGAGAGUCCUACUGGGGCAAGCCUUUCAAAGAUGAAUUCCGCCCCAACCUCUCACACACAGGCCGUGGGGUGCUCAGCAUGGCCAACUCGGGGCCCAACACCAACAAGUCUCAGUUCUUCAUCACGUUCCGCUCCUGUGCUUACCUGGACAAGAAGCACACCAUCUUCGGACGGGUUGUUGGGGGUUUUGACACGCUGACAGCUAUGGAGAAUGUGGAGAGUGACCCCAAAACUGACCGUCCUAAGGAGGAAGUGUGUAUAUGUGCAACCACAGUGUUUGUGGACCCCUAUGAAGAGGCUGAUGCCCAGAUUGCCCAGGAGCGGAAGAAAACACAGCAGCAAAUGGAUCCAGAGGCUAAGGUCAAGAUGAGCCAGCCCCAGCCUGGGAACCAGGGCCCCCAGACAUACCGCCAGGGGGUGGGCAAGUACAUCAACCCAGCAGUCACGAAACGAGCAGCAGAAGAAGAGCCAUCAACCAGCACAGUUGUGCCCAUGGCCAAGAAGAAGCCCAGCCAGGGCUUCGGAGACUUCAGCUCCUGGUAGCAGCAGGCUGGCUCAUGGAUCCUGACAGGCUACCAAGGGCGACAGCUUUGCCAGGGACAGGGAGGCCAAGGGCAUUUUGUAUGCUUGAGCUUGGUGGUCCUGCUAUUCAAGGUGAACUCGAAGUUGCUCCCAGGUCUCUGUCCACCAGCCUUACCAGCAGCCACUCUUCCAUCCCUAUCUUCCAGGAGAGAGGACAGGCCCCACCUGGGCUUGCAUUUCCACGGCUUGUACAGAGCUUAAAUGGUAGCUUUUUAGAUAGUAAUGACACUUGGAUUUUGAAAACUGCCUGAUGAGGUCAUCAGAAAAUAAAGGACAUUUUUAAAGAA